AUGCAAAUACACCGAGACAUGGGAAGGUCACUCACAGGGACGGUGAUCAUCACCGGAGGAAAUGGAUCACUGGGAUCUGAGAUUGCCGUGGCCAUUGCGAAAACCCAGCCCUUCACACAUCUCCUCCUCACGGCCCGACAUCCCACACGGCAAGAUGUGAGGGAUUUGAUCACAAGAAUCCGACUCAUCGGGCCCCGAUCUAUCGAGGUCCUCGGCCUCGACCUCACAGACCUCCGAUCAGUGACUAGCUUCGUCCAAAGGACGAUUGAACGAGUACGAAGCAAAGAAAUUCCGCCCAUAUCCAACCUGAUCCACUCGGCGGCCAUUGCAUCGUAUACGGUCGACGAGCUCACUUUGGACGGCUAUGACCCCGUGUACCAGACCAACUGCGUCGCCCCAUUCUUCCUAACCGUUGGCUUACUCGAGGCGUUCCGCGCUGGCGAUGGAACCCCCGACGGAGGCGCGAAGGUGAUCUACAUCGGCUGCUCUGCAGCAUCAUAUGGGCGGCUCGACUUCUUCGACCGCAACCAAGGGCGCGACACUCGUCCCCCCGGGACGAUCCUGAGUCGCAAGGAAGGAAACAUCCGGUUCGGGAGCAGCAAGCUCCUGGCGAGCGUGGCAUUAUAUGCAUUGCGACGCAGCCUGGCCAGCACUGACAACAUCGCACUGGACCUAUUCACGCUGGACCCGGGGGGCAUGGUCGGGGAAAGCCGUCUGCGAACCGGGGCACCUCUAUCGGUACGGAUCGCACACCAGACGCGGUCGGGCCUGGGGCCGAUUCUGCGGAUGGUGUCGCGCAGCUCAAUCAACAAAACCAGUGUCCCAGCCAAGGUGAUCGCCAAAGUUGCAUUCCGUCGGGUCGCGGUGGAGCAGGCUGAGCGGUACUUUAUUCUCGACAGCGAGUACGAGGCCGCAUCCGUCCUGCCGACGCUGCGCGAUGGGCCGGCAAUGCAGUCUCAGCUGGUGCACAUGAUGGGACGAGUGGAGGUGGGCAGUCAAUUCAAGGGGUCGCCGGAGUCGACCAGUACUGCGCCGACGACCUAUUGA
Penicillium canariense is the source of this 1047-nucleotide messenger RNA. RefSeq names its product glycosyltransferase family protein. The record is from RefSeq and is a predicted model, not a curated record. Bases 1 to 1047 code for a protein of 348 amino acids. The transcript has 2 exons. Gene Ontology annotation, cellular component: endoplasmic reticulum membrane; lipid droplet; mitochondrial outer membrane. NCBI's taxonomy places the organism in Eukaryota, Fungi, Ascomycota, Eurotiomycetes, Eurotiales, Aspergillaceae. Gene Ontology annotation, molecular function: 3-beta-hydroxysteroid 3-dehydrogenase (NADP+) activity.